Molecule: messenger RNA, 2637 nt
Organism: Paramacrobiotus metropolitanus
Lineage: Eukaryota; Metazoa; Tardigrada; Eutardigrada; Parachela; Macrobiotidae
Exons: 5
Coding region: 860-2041 (393 amino acids)
Source: RefSeq, a predicted model, not a curated record
UCAUUUUGAACUUAAAAUUACUGUUCUGCCUUCAGCCAUCGUUUUUACGUAGACGACACGCUGACACUUACAAUUGCCAACAUACUACGAACAAUUUUAUGAAUUGUCGUUCCGAAACAUUACUGAUUGUGUCUGCGUUAAUCUGUCGAAAAGAGUAGCACUUGGAAAUGUACCGAUGCUGGACAUUUUGGAUGAACACUGGGUGCAGUGUGUGUACAAAGGGAGAGCUCGUGCCAUCAUGCAGCGUUCCACCCACCGGAAAUCGUCAACAUGGAGAUCAGCCGUACUCAAACAUCACUAUUUUGCCGGUCGUUAGAGAUCGACUUGAACAAGUGCAAUAUCACCACAUGAGAAAUGUCUUGAAAAUUUAGUUUUAGUAAUACUUCUACUUCUAUUACGUAUUUGCCGGGACGAAUAACCGUACGAUGUAUGGUACUAGAUCAUUUUUAUAUUUAGUUUUGAAAGUUGCAGUUUAAUCGCUAUUUUUUAUUUUAGCAUUUUAACAGUGAGUUCCAACAUCGUAGUGAAAGUUAUGGUUUUAAUAAUUCUAGUUUUCCGGCAUAUGCCAUAUUUUAUUGCGUGCCAGAGGAUAACAUACCAGGUUUUAUCCCUAGCCAUGCCAGUGGCAACGCCAGAGGCACUUGCCAGUGCCAGGUAUUACACCCUGCCGAUUUAGAGUGAUUUAAACUGCGAAAAUACGCGUUGUUUCUGUGCAAGCCGGACUACAAACAUACGCACAGUCGAAUCAGAGCUCACAAGAGAACCAAAAACUUUUGCAACGGGUUUGCUUUUGAGCGCAAUAUAUGGCAUUUAUCAGUUAUCACAACACAUUAAGGUGUGCUCCGCUUUCUAACAGACCAUGGAAGUGAUGGAAGGGGAACCACAGCGGCAACGCCAGCCCGUCACCGCAAAGCAAAAAGAGCAGAUCGUCCGCUUAUGGCGCAACUCCGCGUACACUAACGCGCAGAUUGCCCAGCAGUGCCGUGUCAAAAUUACCACCAUGUAUAAGAUCCUUCGCACCGCACCCUCGAUUUCCGCCCGGCGGAAAUCCAACCCAUGGCGCAAAAGCUGCCGUGCCGAGCGGAGAAAGAAGAUCGUUGACUUAUUCGAAAAGGGCAGCACAGUGAGCGAUAUUAUGCAGGAAGCGCAGGUUAACGAGAAAAGCAUAAAUGCUGCACUGAGACGCGCGGGAAUGAGUUUCAAGGAACGGGACAAUCCUGGCCUCAGCCAACAGCAGAAAGCUGCAAUCCUCAAGCUUUUUGAGGAAGGCCACAUGGGAACGGACAUUCAGGAAAAGGUCAGCGUAUCGAAAAAUGCUCUGCAAAAGUUUCUGCGCGAAACGGGCAAGUCCUUUAAGAAACGCGAUAGUGCUGCGCGGACCGGUAUCUAUGAGACGGUCAGCAACGAGAUGAUGGCGCAGAUUGCUGAGCUGCAGGCCGACGGCGUACGACCCGCGGAAAUAGCCAAGCGGUUAGGCGUGAGCCGGCAGAGUGUCAUCCGUGUGACGGCGCAAUCUUGCGGUGCGCCCUUAUGCGAUCGGAUGCUGCGCAGUGCGCAGUCGCAGGAUGGAGAAGAUGGGCGUUCCGUUAAACCGCGCGACACCCAACUGCCCAUUUCGGAUCCCCACCAUAGCGAACGUGGGCCCUAUGGCCAUCCAGGUCUUGCUGAAAGGAAAAGUAUAAGCAGUGCGCAAGAUAGUCGGAAUACUGACGAACGCCAAAACGCCCGCCGUCCAAGGGGUCGACCAAGGGGAACAACGAGCGCAGUUGGGUACAAAGUGAGCGGUGGACGGCACAAAAAUAAAUCUGCAAAUAAUGGCCCGUCGAAUGCCGCUGUUGCCGUUAAUGUGACUUCCGAUGUGGUGGAAUUGGCAGCGGCCAAACAGCCCCAAGGUCUCCUAAAGCAGAUACCGAUGUACAUGCGGAGGAUCCAUUCUCUCCCCUCGAAUUAUUCUGUGGAGAGCGCAACAUUUCCAAGAAAGAAGUCCUGCAUCGCACCCAAGCAUCCGCUCGAGAGCAGCCGCAGCAGCAACCGGAAGUAACGGCGGAAACGUCUGCUAAUUUACCUAACUGUUCCGUAGAGAGUACUCGUGAGGCAGCGUCACCGUCAUGCGAUGCAGUUGGCGCACCGUACCAGUGCCGCAUCUGCCGCUUAUCGUGGAAGGACGCGGACUUGUUUCUAUCCCAUUUAAUCUCCAAACAGCACGAAAGUUUCGUUAAACCGGAGAGUUUACUGUUCUGCACGGCGUGUAACUUUCAAAGUCGACAACCACUGAAAAUGGGACAGCAUAUUGUUAAAUAUCAAUCGCGGAAUUCCAACCGGAAGUCACGAAUGCAUGCGGUAAAGGCCCAGCUUAACUCAAUGUGAAAUAUUGUGUCGGUUUGGCUUUGUUUUUCCUCGAGGCAGUCUGUAGCAAUUUUGUAAUGUAUUUGCUGUGCAGUUUUUAGUUUCACUGAACGAAAACUUUAUAAACAUAUACUGGCAAUGAAAACUUCUCGUAUUUAUAUAGGUAAUCUGCGAAACGUAAUUUUUUCUCGUGAAGUCCUUGGAAGUUGAUUAAGCUUAAUGGCUUCCUAAAUUUGAAUGGAAGGACAAUAUGCGUUGAGUUUUAACGAAUAUUUUUACAAUGUAUUGAUA